GCUAUGGAGACGGAUGACAACAUGCAGCGGAAGUGGGGGAGAUAUACAAAGAAGAAGACGCGACCGUUCGUUUGUUAGCAGCCGUUAGUAGUGUUAUGAGAUUGCUGUCGCUCGUUCAGUUUGAUUCUUGUCUUCCCGUGAAGAAGAGUUCGCGCUGAUAAUACGUAGAUUGUUCUAUCAGGAGUAAUCAUGAAAGCUGUAAUGUCCUUGCUCUUGCUGGUCGUGCUUGCCACGAUACAGUGCUACGCCAUCUCCUUUGAUGAAUUAUUCGAAGCAGACUGGUUAUUCUUCAGGAUGCGUCAGAGGAAGUUAUACCCGAGCAAAACUGAGGAAGACUUCAGGAAGAAGAUCUUUACGGUGAAUAUGAAAAGGAUCCAGGAGCAUAACGACAAGUACGAGCGUAACGAGGUUUCUUUCAAGUUGGACAUUAACAAAUACGGAGAUAUGUUGCCUAGCGAGUUCGUCAGGUUCUUAAACGGCUUCAAUAAAAAGGCACUUGCGAGUCGUAGAGUGGGUGCUAAUUACAUAGAGCCAGCUAACGUCGAGUUGCCAAAAGAGGUCGAUUGGAGGAAACACGGUGCAGUUACCGGCGUCAAGGAUCAAGGACACUGCGGAUCCUGCUGGGCAUUCUCCUCGACUGGUGCUUUGGAGGGACAGCAUUUCCGGAAAACGGGUAUUUUAGUGUCGCUGAGUGAACAAAAUCUGGUUGACUGUUCCCGCGCGUACGGCAAUAAUGGAUGCAGCGGUGGUUUGAUGGAUUAUGCGUUCCGAUACGUUAGAGAAAACAAAGGCCUCGAUACCGAGAAGAGCUAUCCGUAUGAAGGGGAGAACGACAGGUGCAGAUACAAUCCGAGAAAUAGCGGCGCCACCGAUCUCGGCUAUGUGGACAUUGCGCAAGGAAACGAGGAGAAACUGAAGGCUGCGGUUGCCACCAUGGGCCCGAUCUCGGUCGCCAUUGACGCUUCUCACGAAUCUUUCCACUUCUACAGUGAGGGAGUGUACUACGAGCCUCAGUGCGACCCGGAGAACCUGGAUCACGGUGUGCUGGUUGUCGGUUACGGCACGGAGCCGACUACCGGCGAGGAUUAUUGGUUGGUGAAGAACAGCUGGGGUGAGACAUGGGGCCAGAAAGGUUACAUCAAAAUGGCCAGGAACAAGGACAACCACUGCGGCAUAGCGAGCAGUGCCAGCUACCCUCUCGUUUAAUCCUCGUCGACGAGCGAGUCCCAGGCGCGUCGAGAUCUGCUCAUCGAGCGGCAGAUGACAGACAUAAACCGGGACCUAGAAAAACAAAUAAUGAAGCUCAGAGAUUUUUGAAUAAGUUUUCUGCGUACUUUUCUCCUGGUGUACCUUCGAAGUCACGUGUUUGACCAGUCCGACUUCCGGUACUAGUUACUCGUUCGUUUUUAUGCGCCGUGAAAGAAGCUAUCGUUAUAGAAGAUAGUGAAUUACUUGAAAAUCGCAGGAUUCCGGAAAGAAACUAUAAACGAGCAAGAAAAAGAAAAAAACGACUCGCAGGAACUUUGGAGGAUCGUGAGUAGUACCUAAUGUCAUUUUCUUUUGCAUCAUUUAGUGACAAUUGUGAACGUUGAUAUUACGUUUAAUCCUCAUUUAUUCGUACUCGAAGUGAUUUUUUUUAUUAUUACCCGAGGUAUCUUGCAGGACUUUACUCAAGACUGAAACAAGUCUUACUUUUAGUGUCGAACGAGUGCAAAACCAGCGUAUGAUAGAUUAUUAUAAUAAUUAUUAGUAAGAUUAUAAUUUAAGCUAUGCGGAAAAUUAUAAUUGACUGUGUGUACUUCGGGUAGUAAUCCAGGGUUGGGCCGUUGUUUGCUAGGCAAACCGAUCUCUUAUACGGAAACGGAAAAUAAAGAAAUUCUUAAUAACUCGAUCACUCAUUCGCGCGCUCGAGACGUUCGUUGUUAAUUAUAAGUCCGAUACGUUAUCGAUAGAAGUGCGAUGCGGUGUUUUUUUUAUAUGUUUGAUACACUGGUGGCUAGUGCGCUUUAUUCCGACGUACUGACGCGGAAACUGGGACGACGAUUGAUAGUCGGGUUAUCGCGCGAACCUACCGGUGUUAUCCGUUAUGCAUAUUGCGUCGCAUAAUUUCCGACAACACUCGCUGAACCGGGAAAAGUGAACUUCUUUGUUUCGUGCGCCGAUGUCGGUUAUUACGUUGGACUUCUUACGCAAAUUGCCGAUAUAUUCUCGUCAUUAUUGAACCGAAUUGUUACGCAGGUCCAAUCCGACGAAUAAAAGAGAACCAUAUUUUUCACAA
Molecule: messenger RNA, 2278 nt
Organism: Ooceraea biroi (clonal raider ant)
Lineage: Eukaryota; Metazoa; Arthropoda; Insecta; Hymenoptera; Formicidae
Gene: CtsL1
Product: cathepsin L
Biological process (GO): proteolysis
Molecular function (GO): cysteine-type peptidase activity
Source: RefSeq, a predicted model, not a curated record